Molecule: messenger RNA, 1716 nt
Organism: Trifolium pratense (red clover)
Lineage: Eukaryota; Viridiplantae; Streptophyta; Magnoliopsida; Fabales; Fabaceae
Product: BTB/POZ and TAZ domain-containing protein 4
Exons: 6
Coding region: 323-1450 (375 amino acids)
Molecular function (GO): protein binding
Source: RefSeq, a predicted model, not a curated record
UGAUAUUUUUAGGCAGCAAACACCUUGAGUGACAGGUAGACUUAAUAUUUAUAUAUAUAAUCUUAGUUUCCAUUGAAAUGUAACUCAAGGAUAGAGAGAACGAACAAAGGGUAACACUUUUUUAUUGAAUUCCAUUCAUUCUCAAAACCAAACACCCCGUUCCUCUUCCUUCCUUCCUUUUCCGUUUUCUGUUUUCCCAUUUCGAUAAUAAAAUAUAAAUAAUAAUCAAUCAUACAUUAAAAACGUCGUCGUUUGGGCGCGGAACAAACAAAGGAAGAAUAAAUACUUCAAGCUUCGAUUAAGAGCAGUGAAGCAUAAACUGAUGGCUAACUUGGAUGGCAAUUCACUCCAGAAUGCUGAGAAAUCCAUCCCGAUUCCACCUCCUUCGCCUCAAUCAGCAGCAACCGGUUAUCCUUGCGAGUAUGUGGUGAUGAAUAAUUUAGCACAAAGAGGGCGAAACAGCUGUGUCUCUUCAGCAACAAGAGAUUUAUGGGAGCGUCUUUUCAAUGAUGGUUAUAAAGCCGACGUUUGCAUUAAUACUGAUAAUGGUGGCAUUAUUUACGCUCAUUCUAACAUUAUUGGAGCGGCUUCUCCUACAUUGAGAGGCAUGCUGAAGCAAGCAAAUCGUUUCAAUCGGUGGAGAACAAUCUCAAUCUCUGGGGUUCCACAUGAUGCAGUACGAGUUUUUAUUCGAUACUUGUACUCUUCCUGUUACGAGCAAGAAGAAAUGAAGGAAUUUGUCCUACAUUUGUUGGUGCUGUCACAUGUAUAUGUGGUCCCUCACUUGAAGCGUGAAUGCGAACAGAAGCUAGAAAUGGGGUUACUCACCCUAGAUAAUGUAGUUGAUGUAUUUCAACUUGCAUUAUUGUGUGAUGCUCCGCGGCUCAGUCUCAUUUGUCACCGUAUGAUAAUAAAAAACUUCAAAACUGUUUCGGAGUCAGAAGGAUGGAAGGCAAUGAAGCAGAGCCACCCAGUUCUAGAAAAGGAAGUUCUGGAAUCAAUGAUUGAAGAAGAAAAUAGCAAGAAGGAGAGGAUCAGAAAAAUGAAUGAAAGACAGGUCUAUCUGCAACUAUAUGAUGCAAUGGAAGCUCUUGUUCACAUAUGUAGAGAUGGUUGUCGAACUAUUGGCCCGCAUGAUAAAGACUUUACAGAAAACCAACCGUGUAGGUAUUCAUCCUGCAAAGGGCUAGAAUUGCUUGUUCGACAUUUUGCUGGUUGCAAGUUGAGAGUCCCUGGAGGUUGUGGUCAUUGCAAGAGGAUGUGGCAACUGUUGGAGCUGCAUUCUCGUCUGUGUGCUGAUCCAAAUGCCUGUGGAGUUCCUUUGUGCAGGAACUUUAAGCAGAAAAUAGCAAAACAAAGCAAAAAAGAUGAAAUUAGAUGGAAAAUAUUGGUUGAAAAGAUCUUGACAACAAGAGGAAUUGGGAUUGCAUCGUGCUUUCGGACACUAUGACUAUGAUUUUCCGGGGAUAUAGAACUAUAGGUUAACAGCAGUUGAUUUAUAAAACAUGUUCAAAUUGUAAAGUUUGUGUGUUCUGUUAGUAAGAGAUGGUUCUCAAGGAUGAAGUUUUGCGCCUCUCUAUACCUUUAUUGUAAAAUAUCGCAGAGGAACACUUUCUUCCAACAUUUGUUUAAUUAUUUUGUGUUCAAUGAACUAUGUUCUAUAUGGCCAAAUCAAAUAUUUUAAAGAUUGAUUUGGACCUUUAUUUGAUGUUUCAA